This is a messenger RNA of Oncorhynchus masou masou (cherry salmon), 2082 nucleotides long. Its product is annotated as LHFPL tetraspan subfamily member 4 protein-like. The record is from RefSeq and is a predicted model, not a curated record. Gene Ontology annotation, cellular component: plasma membrane; postsynaptic membrane; inhibitory synapse. Gene Ontology annotation, molecular function: GABA receptor binding. Gene Ontology annotation, biological process: gamma-aminobutyric acid receptor clustering; sensory perception of sound. Bases 717 to 1433 code for a protein of 238 amino acids. Lineage: Eukaryota; Metazoa; Chordata; Actinopteri; Salmoniformes; Salmonidae. The transcript has 4 exons.
GAGAGGCGGAGGAGAGAGUAAGAGGGAAAACCAGGAGAUAGUAUUAAAACCCACGACCAUGGGGUCUUGUAUGUACAGUGGUGAUACGACUUAAGCCCAGUUUUUCUCGUCUUCAUUCUUCAAAGGACAAGUAUCGGUCUCUUUUUCCGGCUGUAUGUAACAACAUGACAGGCGUUUGUAACGAAUGCUCCCGUUUUCCUUACAUCUCAAUUCGUUCGCGGAAGAUUCAUCAGUGGGGCUCGGCAGCGCUGCUUGUCUCUCAUUUGAACCGUUCGGUCUAAUGGGAGUCGUAUAGCUUCAUUAUUAACACUGACGGUGGUGGUGAAUGGCAAAUAAUGCGUCUAAUCCAGUUUUUCCAAGACCAUUGUUUUGUGCAUUGUGAGCUUGAUCGACUCUGCUGUGUCGUUACGUGUUGAGAGGAGGGAGGAUCUUCCCCAUCAUUGUUGAAUCACGCUUUGGGCUUAACGCUUCGGUCUUCCGUUAUUUGGAAACCAUUUGGAUGUGAUACUAAAUAAAGCCAGAAACCUGGACCUGGACCUGGGGAGACAGUGGGCCUAGGGAGACAGUGCAGACCUUUGUGUAAUUUGUAUAAAAACAUUUUUAUCUCCAUAUUUUAGAGACCCCGGAGUGUGCAUAUCAAAAGCGUAGCUGAGGGACCAUUGAAGAAGAAAGGGGGGAGACGAGGAGAUUACGAGGUAACGCCAGGGGUGGGGAAAAUGCUGCCUUCGCAAGAAGCCUCCAAGAUUUACCAUGACAACUACAUGCGGAAUUCGCGGGCCAUUGGGGUUCUGUGGGCUAUUUUCACCAUAUGUUUGGCCAUUAUUAACGUGGUGGUGUUCAUUCAGCCCUACUGGAUUGGGGACAGCGUGAACACCCCACACGCCGGCUACUUCGGUUUGUUCCACUACUGCGUGGGCACUGGGAACUCCAACCGGGAGCUCACCUGCCAAGGAACCUUCGCCGAAUUCAGCAGCAUCCCUUCGAGCGCAUUUAAAGCGGCAACCUUCUUCGUGUUGCUGUCCAUGGUGCUGAUCUUGGGAUGCAUCGCCUGCUUCAUCCUCUUCUUCUUCUGCAACACCGCCACUGUCUACAAGACCUGCGCUUGGAUGCAGCUGCUAUGUGCCGUGUGUUUGAUCCUGGGCUGUAUGAUCUUUCCGGAUGGCUGGGACUCGGAAGUGGUGCGCGACAUGUGUGGCGAGGAGACAGGGAAGUACACGCUGGGGAACUGCUCGGUGCGCUGGGCCUACAUGCUGGCUAUCGUUGGCAUCAUGGACGCCCUCAUCCUCUCCUUCCUGGCCUUCGUGCUGGGCAACCGGCAGAACGACUUCCAGCUGGAGGAGCAGCUUAAAGCAGAACAAAAAGAUUUUGCAGUGUCCAGGAUUGAAAUCCGGGAGACCAAGGAUCCACGAUAUGGAGUCCAACGGUUCCACUGAGCACCCCCCCCCAACAGAUUCAGACCCUCCUCUUCAUCUCCUCUGCUCAUUCGCCCCCAAAGACCAUAGCUCUUCAGGUCUAACAACUGAUCUCAGAGUGGAGCUGUCUGUAAAAUAGAACAGAAAUGGAAGAUAUUCAAAAAGAGAAACAAUUUGAAGAGAAAUUAUAAAAAGGAAUAUGAUCAGCUUUAUAAAACUCUGGGGGGGAAAAAUUGAUAUACAGUAUUAAUUAAUUAUUACAUAAUAUUACUAUAACAAAGGUAAUGAAGUUAAUGAUGAUGCUUGCAGCAGGCAUAUUCUAUGAAAAUCUACAUAUUUUUAUUCAGAAUGGAAAAUGAGUCAUUUCCAGCUUUAAAAAUAACCAUUUAAGAAGUGCAUUAGCACAAGUGGGUGCUACUUCUGAGAUAUCUAAUAAAAGAAGACAAAAAAGGAAGAAAAAAACACAAACAAGAAUUUUGUACAGCGACAGUAAUUUUGAAGACCAUCUUUUUUUCUGACAGAUUUUCAACUUCCCCCUUUUUGUAACAUGAGGUCUGGUCCCAGGAAAUACAAAAGAAAAAGACAUGUAAAUAAGGUGUUUCUAUGGAAACGGGGUAGAAAUAGCAUUUAUUACCCCAUAAUUAUCAUCCCUUGAAACCCUUCGGAAUAG